Molecule: messenger RNA, 2694 nt
Organism: Sporothrix brasiliensis 5110
Lineage: Eukaryota; Fungi; Ascomycota; Sordariomycetes; Ophiostomatales; Ophiostomataceae
Exons: 3
Coding region: 1-2694 (897 amino acids)
Molecular function (GO): GTPase binding
Source: RefSeq, a predicted model, not a curated record
AUGGAUGCAGACGAUGUAGAGAACGACGCCUUCGGCGGCGGCGGCUUCGCGUCGUCGGGCGAGGAGGAUGCCGGCGACGCCAAAAAGCCACGCGCGCUACCAUUGGACCUGCCCAAGUCGCUGGAUGACCGACGGCGCCCAACAGACCUCGUGCCCGAGACGGAGCUUUACGAUGGGUGGCAAGGACAAUCCCAGUUCUUGACCUCUCCCAUGCUUGCGAAACCGCUCGGCUUCGGCGACCUCACCCUCAACGACCCCAACUACAGCGAGGACCUGACAAAGGGCCAUGUCCCAGACAGCGACACGCGGCUCAUGGAAAUGCUAGCCGCGCAGGCCGCCCUCUCCAACAACGCCGCCGCCAUUGACGAGGACGCGGACGCCGUGGCGUCCAACGAGGAGCUCUCCGACGACGACAAGCGCGCGACCCUGCAGCGUAUCUUUAAUAUGGCGGCCAGCAAUGGCAAUGUCGUGCAGGUCCGCAAGAUUCUGGACGGCCCGGCGCGGCCAUUUAUCGAUCUCAACGCACCCGACGAGGACGGCACGCCGCCGCUCAUCUACGCGAGCUGCUUCGGCCACGAGGGCGUUGUGCAGGCGCUGAUUGCCGCGGGAGCCGACGUCGACCGACAAGACCGCAACCACUGGAGCGCGCUGAUGUGGGCCAUGACGAACCGGCACAAGAACAUUGCCAAGCUCCUGCUCGACAGCGGUGCGGCCACCGACACCAAGACGUCCAGCGGGCGCACGGCCUUUGAUUUUGUGCCGCCGGACAGUGAAAUGUCCUUUUAUCUCCACGACAGCGGCUACAACAUUGGCAACGCCGGCGUGACGGACGACUUUUACAACCCAGGCUUCUCGCAGGACCGGUUCGAAGAGGAGAUGGCCGAGAACGAGAUGCGGCGACGAAUGAUGAUGGAGAGCGCCCGUGACCUGGAGGUCGACCUGGGCAAUGUCGGCAUCGACGACCAGCCAGAACCAGUGGACGAGUUCGAAGAGGAGCAGCAGGAGUUUGACUGGUCACGCUGCUUGCACGACCAGAUGUUUGUGUUCCAGGAGGUCGACCUGGACCGCAUCCUCGACAUUGUCAUCACCAACAUGCAGCCCCAGCGCUCACCGUCACAAAAACCGGUCCCCGCCAACGUCAUCUUCCUGAGCGCCCGCUACGCCCACUACCACGCCAGCCAAGACCUGUUAGCAAAGUUGCUGAUCACCGCCAUGGACAAGAUCAACGACGUUGUCGAACAGCACCAGUGGGACAUGACGAUCUUGGCGUUUUGGAUCUCCAACGCGACGCUGCUCCUGCACUACCUGAAGAAGGACGCCGGGCUCGUUGAAGCGACAACCGAGUUUCAAGCGCAGCUGGCCGAGCUCAUCAACGAGAUCUUUAUUCUCAUUGUGCGCGACGCCGAGCGGCGGCUGGACAAGGUUCUCGACGCCGGCAUGCUGGAUCACGAAAUCAUCCCCGGGUUUGAGGACAUUACCUUCCAGAACGAGUGGAAGAUCUUCAAGCGCAAGAAGGAGGUCAAGGAGGAGCCGCUCGAGCGGCGCAUGCGGCCGCCGUCGCCCAAGCAGCGGGCCAAGCCCGCACCGCGCAACGUGACCUCGCUGCUGUCGUCGACGCUGUUCGUGCUGGACCUCUACGACGUGCACUCGGUCAUCACGGCGCAAAUCAUCUCGCAGCUGAUGUACUGGCUGAGCGCGGAGCUGUUCAACCGCAUCAUGUCCAACCGCAAAUACCUGGCGCGUACCAAGGCCAUGCAGAUCCGCAUGAACGUGUCCAUCCUCGAGGACUGGGCGCGCACCAACAACCGCAUGCCCGAGCACUUUGAGCAUGGCGAGAUGCGCUCGUCGGGUGAGCCCACGAUGGAGGCCGCGCGGCGCCACCUGGAGCCCGUCAUCCAGCUGCUGCAGUGGCUGCAGUGUUUCUCGUCGCUGGGCGCCGACGAUCUCGAGGCGCUGGUCGGCACGCUGCAGCAGCUGAAGGCGCUGAGCCCGCAGCAGCUGAUCCACGCGGCCGAGCACUACCGGCCCGAGGUGGGCGAAAAGGGCCUGCCCAAGAGUGCGAUGAAGUACCUCGUGGCCAUCCAGCGCGAGGCGACGCUGCGGCGUGAGGAGCUCCGCAACCGGCGCAAGACCAUGUCGCCGACGCCGCCAACAAAGAGCAGCAGCAAAAAGCUGUCGAAUCCCGCCGCCGCACCUGCGCCCACGGCCCCGGCCUUUGUCGUCAAGGCCGUCGCAUCCGCCGCCGCGAGCGCCUACGGCGCACCACCUGCCCUGGCCGAUUUCGCCGGGUCGGCGGCUGUCAAGGUGAGCGAGGCGCAGGCGGCCGAAGCGGCCGCACAAGCGGCCCACGACGCACCCUCGACACCCGCCAAGAAGAACGGCGGCGGUGGCAGCCUGACACCGGCGGCCACGCCGGCCAAGACGCGCGACGACGGCGACGCAGACGACGAGGACGACGCGCCCAAGCAUCUGCUUCUUGACCCGGCGCUGAUGCUGCCGUUCACGCUGCCAUCGGCAACGGACAUGCUGGUGUCGUACGGCGCCGGCUUCGGCGGCGUGAACCGUGAGCGCGAGCACAAGUACAUUCCGACGCUGCCGCCAGAGUUCCUGGCCAAGUUGGAGAGCGCCAACAACAACAAUGGCAGCCGGCGGCCGAUGUUUGCGGAGAAGGACUGGGAAAACGAGGACGUGUAA